CUUCCGAUCUGCGUUCACAUUCGGUUAGCCACUAAAAGACCGCACAAUGGCAUCCAAAUUACAAGAGUAUAAAGACAACAUAGAACAAAGUCUGAACGACAAAAGCAAGCCAUGGACGAAAUAUUUUGAACUAGCCGAACAAAAGGUCGGCGUGAACAGAUUGUACAUUUUCUUAGGCUUGGUCGCGUUCACCGGUUUAUAUUUAGUGUUCGGUUUCGGAGCUGAAUUAAUAUGCAACUCGAUCGGCUUCGUGUACCCCGCGUACAUGUCUAUGAAGGCUCUGGAGUCACCGCAGAAGGAUGACGAUACAAAAUGGCUUACAUAUUGGGUGGUGUACGCCUGUUUUUCUAUCGUGGAGUACUUUUCCGAUUUCAUCGUCGGCUGGUUUCCAUUGUACUGGCUGUUAAAGUGCAUCUUCGUGAUCUGGUGCUACCUGCCGACUGAAUACAACGGGUCCCUCGUGAUCUACUACCGUAUCAUUCGUCCUUACUACCAGAAGCAUCAUGGUCGUAUCGAUGAUAUGGCCAACACAGGGAAACAAGAUUAAAAUGCCGUUUUAAUGCAAUCAAAAAAAUUAUAAUGCUUCCCGUCUGGUGGCAGAUACCAUCAGAAAGACCAAUUAAACCUGCUCGUUUUUUACAUAUGUUUUAAAUAAAAUUUAAAUAGUACAAAUUUCAGCACUUCGCUUAUGCGCCAAUAUAAAAUUUAAUUAAGAAAAUAAAUAAAUUUCAUGUUUCAAAAUGAAAUAGUUUUUAUAAACUAAAAGUUGAACUUAUAAGAUUUCUGUUUGUUAACUUAAUAAGUGUAUUUUGAUAAACGAAUAAUGAAAUUAAAACAAAACAAAAAAAAUAGUAAUAUUUCAUUUUAAAGUCUCAUAAAAUGUAUUUCCUUAAAACGGUUUUAUUUCAAGACAUUUUUGUGUGCAUUUAAAGAAAUGCUUUUAAUGUUAGGAAUUACCUAUAUGUCGAAACCAUCAUUGUAAACUUUCUUCUUUUUUUUGUCACAUAUUUCUAUAUAGUUAAUAUAAUGUAACGUCUCUCUCUAGCGCAAUUAAUUUUCGCGUGCUAGAGUAAGACGACUAUAUACAAUUACAUUUGACGAGAAUGAUUCAAAUCUUGAAUAAAAUAGUAUAAG
Messenger RNA from Bombyx mori (domestic silkworm), 1134 nucleotides. It is a transcript of the gene ReepB, whose product is annotated as receptor expression enhancing protein. Lineage: Eukaryota; Metazoa; Arthropoda; Insecta; Lepidoptera; Bombycidae. The record is from RefSeq and is marked provisional.